Molecule: messenger RNA, 4118 nt
Organism: Diachasmimorpha longicaudata
Lineage: Eukaryota; Metazoa; Arthropoda; Insecta; Hymenoptera; Braconidae
Gene: Rilpl
Product: RILP-like protein homolog
Exons: 8
Coding region: 770-2035 (421 amino acids)
Biological process (GO): cilium assembly
Cellular component (GO): ciliary basal body; cytoplasm
Molecular function (GO): small GTPase binding; dynein light intermediate chain binding; protein dimerization activity
Source: RefSeq, a predicted model, not a curated record
UUGUAGCUCACGAAUAUCAAGAUUUGCUCGUUUGUACACCCUCCGAUCAUCGAAUACAAUCAAAUAAACAUCGUGAUUACUCCCCAAUCACAGAGCUCAACCGCCAUUUAAAAAAUGGCGACGACUCAGUGAUGCGCGAUAAAAAUUAAAUCUCUUCCUCACAAACUCCAUCAAAACCGAGAAGCCAUUGUAAUUCUCCCAUUCGGUCCUGCACCAACACCACAGCUCGCAAAGUCCUAAAAUAAAUCCAUUAAUCCCGAGCUGCAGUCAAUAAUUUAACAAACAAAAUUCCAAAAUACCGAACCCCAUGAACCCUUUGCGCAACCGACUCAGCUCUCCUCCCCCUUUCAUUCGCGGCCACUUCCCCCACCCCCUGAUUUUUCCACUUCACUCCCAUUCCCAUCUGUCAGUCCGGAUAAAAAAUUCCAGUUGCUUAUGCCACUAGACUUAAUAAGACCCUGCAGCUGUGAAUAAAGCUCGUGUGUGAUGGGAGGGUGACAAAGGUGGACUACAAGUCGUUGUUGUGACCUCCAAAUAAACAGACUGUCCACUCCAAGGAUUCAGCAAUCAGCGCAACAGAACCAGGCUCGUCAGAGUGGUGACAUUCUCCCUGGCAUGAGUCACCCCAGAGUGAUUUAACCGAAUAAAAAUGACAAUGUGAUCACAGGACUUGUCUUUUCCACAGAGCUGAGCACUGAGACACCUCGAGACAGGGAUUUGAGAGCUUCAGGGACACCUUCCUGGUGUCGUGCUGGUCACUGGUGAUUAAAUGCCUUUUCAUCUGCGAAUGAAUUACUCCGCUGUCGACAUGGAGGAGUACUCUGGUGCAUCGGAUGUCUCCGUUGUCGAUGUUUAUGACAUCGCAUCGGAGAUCGGGAAAGAGUGCGAAAAACUUAUUGAUAUUUUUGGCACUGAGGCUGUCACCGGUCUCAUGCCCAAAGUCAUUAAUGCACUGGAGCUUUUGGAGAACUUGGCGACGAAGAAUGAACGGGAGAUCACUACUGUUCAGGAACUGACAACGAAAAUUUCGCAGCUGGAGAAUGAUAAGAUUGGGAAGGCUGAGGAUAGACAGAGAUUCGAAAAGGAGAAGGUGUUCGAUUUUCUAGAGAUUUCUCAUGAUUUUUCGCAGGAAGUUGAGCAGACCGAGGAACAUUGGAGACAGGAGUCAAGAGAUCUCGUCGGUAUGGUGACAAGAUUGCAGGAGGAGAAUCGCAGGCUGUCCGAUGCACUUCAAGAGUCCCGGAGUGACAGUCAGGACAGCGGUAAACAAACUUUUACUGCUAGUCAGGAGGUCGAUAUUCAGGUUUUGCAACGUUUACGAAGUAUGAUCGACAAACAACGAGAUCAAAUACGCGCCCGGGAUCGAGAAAUGUCACAGAAGAAUUUGGAGAUUGAGAAUUUGACCGUCCAAGUGGAGAAACUGAGCUCAGUCGGUCGCGAGUUGAAACGCAAACAGCGUCAGGCCCAAAUGCAAGCACGUGGAUUGGUCGAGGAACGAGCUGAUUUUCUCGCCCAACUCCAGGACCAGAAUCGCGAGUUAAUUAAUUUACGAGCACGACUUGGACUGGCUCGUAAGGAGAACGAAGACUUGACAAAGUCCAAUCAGGGAUGUCCAGAUCUGACAAACAAAGUUGUUUAUGAUCUGGAUGAUCCAGACAGGCCUAGAUUCACAACUGCUGAACUCAAAGAAAUUCUUCACGAGAGAAAUGAACUCAAAGCACGUGUCUCAGAUCUCGAGGAUGAGUUGGAGUUGUACAGACCGAAACCAGAAACUGGACAACCGGCAUUGACUAGCAUACCCGGGACUAACAGUUAUACGCCUGAGGAAGAUGCGCCCGUCCAGGGGCCUCUGCCUUACGAACCAGAUGAUGCUCCUUGGAAGAAAUCAUCGGAGUCUGGCAUUCGGAAAUUCUUCCGGAAAAUAUUCUCCGAGACAAGCGGCGGUUUCUUGGGUGGUAGCAGUCCAAGGAGAAGUCUCUCUAGUCUUUCCAAGAUGGCCCUCUCGGGGAAUGGUGCUACCGAUACAUCGAUUUAAACCAAAUAACAAUAUCUCGAGAAGAGAAACAGGCAAGAUCACAUCAAUUAUCGGUUUCACAAUUUAUGAUUUUUUAUCAAUUUGGAAGUGGCAUAGGAAUAGAACUAUUUGACGGGAUUCGUUUGCCCAAUCGUAACUUGAUAAUUAAUGCUAUUAAUGUAAUAUGUUGCCAAAAAUCAGCGAGUAUGAUAGUAUAUCGAUGUUAUGGACUCAAUAUUUCAAAUUCGCCACUUAUGUAGGGAGCCAUUAUUUGUUUUAAUUUAUCCAACGAUUUGAUUUUUUUCGUUUAUUUCGCUUUGUAUUGUUUAAUAUUACUGACAUGAUACUAGAUCAGAAGAAUAAUUUUGUCUUCAGUUGUUAUUUUCCGCAUGAAUUGACGAAGUCGUUCAUGAAAAAUUUUACAAUUAAUUUCUCUUUUUUUAAAUUUUACUCGAAAGAAUUUACAAAUACAAAUAUCAUUUGAGGAUAUCCAAAUCACGUUUUAAAGUGAGUGAUAGUUUUUUGAAACAUUCGUUUGUUUAGAAAUCAAAUAUUGAAAUUAUUUUAACAAUUGGAAGUUUCAGGUUUUUUAUACGUGAAAUUCACUUCUGAGAGAGUUUUGAUUAUUCACAAAUUUGUUACAAUUUCGAAUGAAUAUUUAUUAGGAGUAAAAUUAACUGUGGGUAAAUUAUUUAUAAGAAUAGCCUGUAAUUUUCAAAAGAUGAUACUUGGAAAUUUAUUCAUAUUUUCUCCGAAAGUGAGUUAGCUUUUAUUUGAGGUAAAUAAUUGCCGGUUUAAAAUCAAAAUUUAAGGUAGGGUAUAAAAGCAGAAGUAUUACAUGUGAGAGAAAAAUGGUACAGUAUUUGGAUAUCCUUAAUACCUUUUUUUAAUACCUCAUAUUAAAAGCUUUAUUAAUUCCAUUCCAAAUUUCACUUUCAACUUCACCGAGGACAUCGUUAAAGUGGCUCUACCCUUUUCGUAAAUUCAAAAAUGAUCGAAAACGCCACAAAAUUUCCAGAAAACUCGAUCACAUUUGAAAUUACAAUUUUUCUUCGAUUUAAUUAUCUUUUGUUUAUUCAAAAAAAGUGAAAAAAUGGCAACUUAACGCAGCUAAAAUCUGAAUUUGACUCAUGCAAUAAUUUGAAAAACUGGGCAACUGAAUAUAUUCACAACCAGCGAAUCUGAUGGAUAAAAUAUCGACCUGAGGGUAGAGCCACUUUAAGAGCCACCUCCUCUCAUGAAAAAAAAAAAUCAAGUUUAUCCGAGAUUUCGAGAUAUUCAAAUGCAAAGACUUUUUAUCAAAGAGUUGUCAUAUUACCGUAGAUUUAGCCGAUCAAACGACGAGAAGAACAUUGAAAGAAACUAUUGUAGACAUUGUUACGAGAUUCCAAAUAGUCGGUUCUAUAGUGUGAGACGACUAGACCAAAAGGACCGUUAAUUAUAAUUUUGAAUUUAGAAUUUUUUAAUCUAUCGACGAUCCGGAAAUGCUAAUAUUUAGCAUUUAUUUACUAAAGAGCAUUUCUCAGUUGACAUUCCAAAGAAUUAAUGACUUAUCUGAAAGCAUAAAUCGUUUAAUAUCGAUCGUUUGAUAUAAAAAUUGACCAGAAAGAAAAAUAUAUCUGACACAGGACCCAUAGCAAUUAUUUCUAGAAAUAUUGACACAUUAAUUUGAUAUCAAUUGAAAAUGUAAACCAAUCUAUUGGCCUGAGACAAAAAAAUGCAUAUCAGUGUCAAUCUAAUUAGCAAAAAAAAAAACCUGGCCGUACUUUUUUGGAAAAACCAAAUAUUUUCUUUGGAUGUGUUUUAACACUUGUUACAAUGUCUGUAGACUCCAGUGAAUACGUCAAACAGAGCCGAAGAGUCAGUGAAAAUAUAGUUUUUAACUGUAUAUAAUAUAACUAUUAAUGCAAUAUUAUAUACCUACGAAUUUGAAAAUAUUGUAACGAGAGAAACCAAAAAAAAAAUUGUCGCAGAAAUAAACUAUUCGACGAACAUUCUUCAAAAAAUGAAAAUCAUUGCAACAACGAAAGAGUGAACAUAAGGCAGUAUUUACAAUUCCUUAAGUUGUACUAAAUUGUUAUUAUAUAAAAUUGUCUAUAAUCUA